Plasmodium adleri (nom. inval.) is the source of this 1020-nucleotide messenger RNA. RefSeq names its product conserved Plasmodium membrane protein, unknown function. NCBI's taxonomy places the organism in Eukaryota, Apicomplexa, Aconoidasida, Haemosporida, Plasmodiidae. Bases 1 to 1020 code for a protein of 339 amino acids. Gene Ontology annotation, molecular function: peptidase activity. The record is from RefSeq and is a predicted model, not a curated record. The transcript has 8 exons.
AUGCAGUAUGAACUAUUGAUUAAUAAUUAUUAUGAAGAUGAAUAUAAAGAUAGUACAGAUCGACUGUCUUUUAUGAAAUUUAUCCGUUUGUUGUAUUGCUGUUUCUCUGUAAUGAUUUUAAUUGGUUUUUCUUGUAUCACCAAUGGGAACAGAGGAAUUGGAUUUUUAGUUUUUUCAUUUUUUCCAAGUUUUUUUUAUUUAUAUAUGUUUAAGAAAAAAAUCCAAAGGAAAAUAAGCUUUGUUCAUGUAAUAGAAAUGGUACUAUAUGGAUCAAUUUUGUCAGUAGUUUUAGCCAGUAUAUUAGAAUAUAUUUUAUCAUUUUAUUUUUUUUAUUUUUCCAAUUUAUGUUUUACAAAUGAAGUAAAUAGGUCCCUUUAUUUUGUGUAUUCGAUAAUAGUAUUUUUUUACUUUUUUUUUAUAAUAGCAUAUGUAGAAGAGCUUUCGAAGAUUAUGCCAAUGCUAUUUGUAUAUAUAAAUAUAUCACAUUGUAAAAAUGAAUAUAAAGAAUUACCCUUAGUUAAUGAUAGUAAUAUUUUAGAAGACCCUUCUUAUGAAGAAGGACCAAAAGUACAGGAAUAUAGAAGACCAAAAUUUCAAUAUAUUAUAGUGAAUGACGAAUUGGAAUAUAUUUUUUUCUCUUUAUGUUCUUCAGCUGGAUUUUCAAGUACUGAGAAUUUAUUUUAUUCAACGCAAACUACCAAGGACAACUUUUUUUGUAUUAUAAUAUUAAGAAAUUUAAUAUGUGUGCUAUUUCAUAUGUGCUGCACGGGUAUUUCAUCCUAUAAUAUAUAUAAUUAUGUUAACCAGAAAUACAAAAAGGGUUUUUUUUUUAGAUGCUUAUACAUAUUCGGAUCUCUAUUUUCUUCUUCUUUAUUUCACGCUGUUUAUGACUAUACGAUAUUUUUUAGUUCGAUGAACAUUCCUUCUUAUCAAAUAAUUUUUUUAAAAAUAUUGUUUACUUAUAGUUUCAUUUCAGUUUUGUUGAUGUUUUUUUUUAGUGUAAUUAGGAACAUGAUAUAA